Messenger RNA from Engraulis encrasicolus (European anchovy), 774 nucleotides. RefSeq names its product protein DR_1172-like. The transcript is spliced from 3 exons. Bases 1 to 774 code for a protein of 257 amino acids. NCBI's taxonomy places the organism in Eukaryota, Metazoa, Chordata, Actinopteri, Clupeiformes, Engraulidae. The record is from RefSeq and is a predicted model, not a curated record.
AUGAAGAUCAAGCCCUCCAAGUCCCGUAGCCUGUCACUCAGGAAAGGAGUCAGGAACGACAGCACCACCUUUGUCAUCGGAGGAGAAAAGAUCCCACUACUCGCAGAGCAACCCAUCAGAAGCCUGGGGAGGCAGUACACUGCUGAGCUUUCCGAUAAGCAGAUGGGGAAAGCUGUCAUGAAGCAGCUCUCAGAUGGCGAGGAUCGACCAAAGCUAACUCCUGGGGAAAUGGAGAUGGAGAGUGCUGUUGGUGAUGAAGCAGAGGGGCCGGCUACAGACACAGGCCACAGGGUCAAAGAGUUCGCUAUGGCAAAGAGUGACGAGGCUGCAGACUCAGGCCAGGGGGCCCAAGAGGUCGCUAUGCCAAAGAGUGACGAGGCUGCAGACACAGGCCAGGGGGCCCAAGAGGUCGCCAUGCCAAAGAGUGACGAGGCUGCAGACACAGGCCAGGGGGCCCAAGAGGUCGCCGUGCCAAAGAGUGACGAGGCUGCAGACACAGGCCACCAGGCCCAAGAGGUCGCCAUGCCAAAGAGUGACGAGGCUGCAGACACAGGCCACCAGGCCCAAGAGGUCGCCAUGCCAAAGAGUGACGAGGCUGCAGACACAGGCCACCAGGCCCAAGAGGUCGCCAUGCCAAAGAGUGACGAGGCUUCAGACACAGGCCACCCGGCCAAAGAGUUAGCUAUGGCAAAGAGUGACGAGGCUGCAGACACAGGCCACCCGGCCAAAGAGUUAGCUAUGGCAAAGAGUGACGAGGCUGCAGACACAGAGUGA